CUGCAAACACUGUCAAGAUGUCUGACGGCCGUGGUUUACUUUUGUGACAAAAAUCUUAGCAAUUUUUAGAUUCACGACUACUAUCAUUAGGUUUUUACCAUCGUAUGUAAAAGCAGAGCGACCCGAAUUAACGCAACGAUGGUGAAGAAAAAGAGACAAAGCGAUCCCGGUGAAAACGGCGACGAGUCGACGGAGUCUUGCGACGAGAGUGUGAAGUCCGCAUGUCCUCACGUCGCCAAGGCAGUGGACCUAACACGUCUCAAAAAGUCAUUAAAAGCGGGAGGCUUCGAAAAGGAAUGCUCGGAAUGUAAGAAGAGUAAUAAGAUAGAAGAACUGGAUCCAAAUUUUGAAGAAGAUGUAACACUUUGGAUGUGUCUACGGUGCGGGUCGCAGCUGUGCGGCCGCACGCGUAAUAAGCACGCCCUCAACCACUUCAACACGCCACACUCCGACUGCCACUCACUCACUGCCAAUACAACAACUUGGGAGAUCUAUUGUUAUAGUUGUAACAAUGAAGUGACCGCUUCUAGCUCAAAGAAGCUUCAUGAGUGUAUCGAAUAUGUCAAAAGACAAGCCUCCUGUAAUAAACUGCUACCUUCCUUUGAGCCUCUCUUUGACAGUCAACCGAAGAACUUUGAUGUCCCGUUGCCUGUUGAAUCAAUAAUAAAAACUGAUCAAAUCCCAAAAGGGAAAGAUAAGGCAAUGGCUUUGAGCCUACCCCGGGUAAGGGGUCUUUCAAAUUUAGGGAAUACAUGUUUUUUUAAUUCUGUGAUGCAAUGCUUGGUGCAAACCCCGUACCUGCAAGAUGUUCUCCAUGAGAUGGCUACUCCUGGUGAGCGGUUCACCUUGCCAGGAGGGAAGCUUAAGCUGAAGAUAGAUGGAGAUGAUGUAAAGGAAGUGGAACUUCCACCAAUUACAGGACAGUUGGGAGAGUGGGGAACAUUGACUAGAACACUGUCUGAAACUUUGGGUGAUUUGAAAGCAGGUGAGGGUGGUGUGUACACACCGCGCAAGCUGCUCUCCGCACUGGUUAAUAAACUACCGCAGUUUGGUGGUGGAGAUCAACAUGAUGCACAUGAGCUGCUCAGACAUCUACUGGAAGCUGUCAGAUCAGAAGACUUGCGUCGUUACCAGUCUGUAAUACUCAGUAGCCUUGGUAUGAGCUCCAAGGUGGAUCCCGCUAAAGUUGAUGGAGAGGUCAAGCAGAAGGUCAAGUUCUAUGGUCAGCAGGCCUCUGAUACCAUGCUUAGACCUGAACAGGUGUUCCGAGGGUUUCUGGUGUCGACGCUGGAGUGUCAGGAGUGCUUUCACCAGUCGGACCGCGCGGAGUACUUCCUGGACCUUUCGCUGCCGGUGGCCGCCACCAGGCCGCAGCCGCCAGCACUCGUGCGCAGGAAAACACCCAAUGAAGAGAAUAUGUACAAUGUGCAAGAAGAAAAUAAGACAUCCAAACAUCAACUCAAAAAGGAGAGGAUGGCCGCGAGAAAAGCCGCGCGGAAAAGCAAAGGUAAUUCAAACAAAGACAAGAACUCUGGUGAAGCCAACGGCAGCAAGGAAGAGGGCAAGUCGUCGUCGGAGCAGUCAGACGCGGAUGUGGAGGAUAACCUGGAGGAGCUGCCGCGGCGCGCCGACACGCACUGCGCCUCCGUCGGCAGCCAGGCCAUCGCACACACCGCCGCCAACUUCGCCGCCUAUCACAUGGAGUCCGGAUACAACUCGGAGAAGGUCGUCAGCUCCGACUCCAUCCGCGCCAGCCCCGCACUCGACAAGGAGAAGGCCGACGGUACCCCCGAGGCCCCCGACAAGGACAGGGAGUACGUCAACAGCUCCACCUCCACCACCACCAUCCCUCUCGAGUACAAGUCUCUCGCCUCCCUCGAGAACCUCUCUAACCCCGACUCCGGCGUGGCCAGUCCGGAGGCCACCAAGCACAACUCCACCGAAACCGUAGACAACGUCGACUCGCCAAUCAACGGCAAGGAGCUGGGCAGUCAUAGCUCCCUCUCCAGUGAAAUUAAUCUGGACCUAUCGAGUCCGCAGCACAGCAAGCCUUCGCCAGUGAAGAGCGAGUACGAGAGACCCAUGUCAAGGAUAGCUUUCGCUCCGGAAUACACCAAUGAGGUGGUAACGCGCGGCAUUAGCGUCAAGGGCUCCAGAAGCCUGCUGGAGCACAGCGGCGAGAGCAGCUACGAGUCCCUGCCCGAGAGCAAGCCGCCGGAGCCCGCGCCCUAUAACGUCAGCAACCAUCAGAACGUUACCGAGAUAUUAGACAAGUUGAAAUUAGAUGUGGACGAACCCGCGGCGCCGUUGCCCGCGAUCCCGCUGCCCCCGAUCCCUCUGCCUGCGAUCCCUCUGCCCGCCCCCGACCCCUCCCCCGUUGAAAGCCCCCUGUACCCUCCGCCGACCGUUCCGCGCCCCAAAAACAUGGAACCCGAGAAAAGUCAAAGAGAUUACUCGUCCCUCAACCGGCAAAGUCCCAUGUCGUCUCGAUACAUCUGCGACGAGGACGAGUGCAGCAUCCAGUCCUGCUUGAGUCAGUUCACGGCGCUGGAGCUGCUCACGGGCAACAACAAGGUCGGCUGCGAGACCUGCACCGAGAGGAUCAACGGCAAGGACGGGAAGACCGUCUACACGAAUGCCACGAAACGCUUCCUCGUGUCCAGUCCGCCGGCUAUCCUCAUCCUCCACCUGAAGCGGUUCCAGAUCGGGCCGCGCUGCAUGUUCCGGAAGAUGACGAAGCACGUGGACUUCCCGACGAUCCUGGACCUGGCGCCGUUCUGCGCGAUGGACAAGCUGAAGAAGCUGCCGAACGUGUCGCGCGGGCAGAGCGAGCUGCAGUACUCGCUGUACGGCGUGGUGGAGCACUCGGGCGGCAUGCACGGCGGGCACUACGUGGCGUACGUGAAGGUGCGCCAGCCCGUGCGGCCCGCAGACCCGCGCUGGUGGUUCCUGCCCAAGAGCGCCAACAUCCCCGCCUCCAGCGGCGGCGACGGCGACGCGGACUCGGAGUCUGACCUGUCGGGCUACGAGUCGGGCGAGGGCCCCGCACCGCCGCCCGCGCCGCCCGCCGGCAAGUGGUACUACGUCUCCGACAGCAUGGUCUCCGAGGUCACCGAGGACAAGGUGCUGAGGGCGCAGGCUUACCUCCUCUUCUACGAGAGAAUUUUAUAAAUUCUAACUCGGUGUGCACGGAACGGCCCUAACGGUUUUGUUUGCUUCACGAAUGGAUGGCAUUUAAGUGGAAGACUGACGCUUCAGAGAUACGACGACUCGGUUCUCACGUGACGGAUGUUUAACGAAACGCUCUGUACAUAGCUUACGCGUUUUGAUAUAACCGGCUUUUUGUUUUUAUUUUAAUAUGGCGAUAACGUACAUCGCUUUUUUCGUAAUGAGUUUUAAAUUAUAUUAAUAUUUAGAUUACACAAUAGUGAUUGUGAAUUGGUUUUAAAUUCAUUUAGAAUAUAAAUAGCAAAAUGACGUAUACAGCGGCAAUAAAGACGAUGUCCGAUACACGGACCGUUGUUUUGUAUGGAGCCCUAGCACGUGUCCGAAUGAUUUAUAAGAAUCAUAGCCUUAUUUAAUGUUAACACAAUAUUGCAGAAUAUCAUCUGUACAGUUAUAUUGCGUGACGAAUUAUGUUAGUUUACAAAUCAUUGAAGUAUUGCCAGAUUAGUUAAUGUAUUGUUUCAAGUAACUUGGCUGUAUUGCGAUCAUUUAUGAAAUGUAUUAUGAACUAUAUCACAAUUUAUUUGAUUUGUUUUAACUAUUGGAAGGCUAAUUCAUUAAGAAUAAAUGUAUCGCUUCAGGUACGAUAAUAAAUGAAGUAUACAAUAAACAACGAAGUUUUUAAAA
Papilio polytes (common Mormon) is the source of this 3852-nucleotide messenger RNA. It is a transcript of the gene Usp16-45, whose product is annotated as ubiquitin carboxyl-terminal hydrolase 45. Gene Ontology annotation, molecular function: zinc ion binding; cysteine-type deubiquitinase activity. The coding region runs from base 139 to 3171 and encodes 1010 amino acids. The transcript is spliced from 7 exons. The record is from RefSeq and is a predicted model, not a curated record. Gene Ontology annotation, biological process: protein deubiquitination. Lineage: Eukaryota; Metazoa; Arthropoda; Insecta; Lepidoptera; Papilionidae.